This is a messenger RNA of Populus trichocarpa (black cottonwood), 1390 nucleotides long. RefSeq lists its product as uncharacterized. The transcript is spliced from 2 exons. The record is from RefSeq and is a predicted model, not a curated record. NCBI's taxonomy places the organism in Eukaryota, Viridiplantae, Streptophyta, Magnoliopsida, Malpighiales, Salicaceae. The coding region runs from base 399 to 1253 and encodes 284 amino acids.
AUGGGAGUUGAUCCAAAUGACUUUCUUAUGGAAGAAAUAUGUUCGGAAAGUGAACCAAUUAGACGAACAAUCAACUUAAGUCAACGGGAGGAGAGGGAAGAGAAUAGGGAGUGGAUAACAAAAAGAGAAAUGAUUGCAUCAACCAUGUGGAAUGAUUAUAACACUCAAAGAAACUAGUAAUUGAGUGUUAAUUAUAUAUGUUUGUUUUUAUUAUGUCUUGCUUGAGUUUGUAUUAUCUUUGUUAUGUAUUUGGAUUGUUUGUUGACUUUAUUAUAAUUUCUUAUGUAUUUUAUGUAUUCUCUUUUAAAUAUUAAUUGUAGUUUUUAUAUUUAAUUUAUUAAAUCUAAAUAUUGAAUGAUUAUAUUUUGUAUAAAUUUGUAACCUUUUUUUUUGUAGAAAUGAGUACCACACAGAAUGAAAAAUGCAAGGGCAAGCACUUUACAUGGUCUAAGCCUAUGUCUCACAUGCUACUUGAGAUAUUAGCUGAGGAGGCACUUAAAGGAAACAAACCUUCUUCCACCUUUAGAGCAGAAUCUUUUGUUAAGGUGGCUACCGAAAUUAGUCAAAAGUUCAACGUUCAAUGCGAGCCUACACAUGUUGACAAUCAUCUCAAAACUGUGAAAAAAGAAUGGGGAAUAAUAACCAAGCUUAAAAAUAAAAGUGGCUUUGGUUGGGAUGAUUGUUUGAAGAUGAUUACAGUUUCGAAAGAUGUUUAUGAUGAAGAAGUGAAGGCACAUCCCAAUCAUGACAAGUAUCUCAACAAAAAACUUGACAUGUACGAGGCAAUGACAAUUGUUGUUGGAAAAGAUAUGGCAACCGGAAAUUAUGCCAAAUCAUAUGCUGAUGUCAACUUGGAAGAGAACACUGAAGAGCAAUCAAUUUCAAUUGAAAAUGAAGGGGAAUAUGAAGAAAUUUCUAAGGGAAAAGAGACAUCUUCCUCUAGUACGCAAAAGAGGCAACAUAGGAAGAGAAAUCGCAUGUAUGAAGAUGAUGGUGUUGAAAAGUUGUCUAAACAGAUUGGAGAUGUAGCACUUGCAAUUCAAAGCCUCAGCAAAAAUCAACUUGAUGUUAAUGCGUUGUAUGCGGAAGUCAUGAAAAUUGAAGGCUUUAAUGAGAUCACUCUUGGGGAGGCAUUUGAUCAUUUGGUCCAAAAUGAAAUGUUGGCAAAAGCAUUUAUGGCAAAAAAUGCUAAUUUGAGGAAAAUUUGGGUUCAGAAUUUUGUGAACCAACACUACUACAGGCCAGCUUGCUAAAAUGGUUUGACUAUGUUUAAAAUUUGGGUUCAGACUAUGUUUGUUAUUUGACAAGUAUGUUUACUUGUUUAAUUCGGUCUAGCAUAUUUAUGUUUGUAAUUUGAACUAAUAUGUAUGUAUAUGACAUCGAAACUUAA